Molecule: messenger RNA, 3243 nt
Organism: Homo sapiens (human)
Lineage: Eukaryota; Metazoa; Chordata; Mammalia; Primates; Hominidae
Gene: ALDH4A1
Product: aldehyde dehydrogenase 4 family member A1
Exons: 15
Coding region: 317-1828 (503 amino acids)
Biological process (GO): L-proline catabolic process
Cellular component (GO): mitochondrion; mitochondrial matrix
Molecular function (GO): oxidoreductase activity; L-glutamate gamma-semialdehyde dehydrogenase (NAD+) activity; oxidoreductase activity, acting on the CH-NH group of donors, NAD or NADP as acceptor
Source: RefSeq, marked reviewed
GUGCCAAGGGGAUCUCAGCUGGUUCACAUUCUGAGACUGUGUUCUGGAAUGUGCUGCCCUUUCAGCUUAGAGAGAGGAGUUUGGGUCUUUUUGGGAUAAAGCCUGCCUUGUGGGAGAAGAAAGGGAGAGUAACGCUUUGCAUGUGGAAAAUACUUCAACGUGGUUUUGCAUCUGUGUGUUUAAACUUCAAACAACCGCCCUGCGGUGGAAGCACACCUCCUCCCUGAAGGUGGCCAACGAGCCCGUCUUAGCCUUCACGCAGGGCAGCCCUGAGCGAGAUGCCCUGCAAAAGGCCUUGAAGGACCUGAAGGGCCGGAUGGAAGCCAUCCCAUGCGUGGUGGGGGAUGAGGAGGUGUGGACGUCGGACGUGCAGUACCAAGUGUCGCCUUUUAACCAUGGACAUAAGGUGGCCAAGUUCUGUUAUGCAGACAAGAGCCUGCUCAACAAAGCCAUUGAGGCUGCCCUGGCUGCCCGGAAAGAGUGGGACCUGAAGCCUAUUGCAGACCGGGCCCAGAUCUUCCUGAAGGCGGCAGACAUGCUGAGUGGGCCGCGCAGGGCUGAGAUCCUCGCCAAGACCAUGGUGGGACAGGGUAAGACCGUGAUCCAAGCGGAGAUUGACGCUGCAGCGGAACUCAUCGACUUCUUCCGGUUCAAUGCCAAGUAUGCGGUGGAGCUGGAGGGGCAGCAGCCCAUCAGCGUGCCCCCGAGCACCAACAGCACGGUGUACCGGGGUCUGGAGGGCUUCGUGGCGGCCAUCUCGCCCUUUAACUUCACUGCAAUCGGCGGCAACCUGGCGGGGGCACCGGCCCUGAUGGGCAACGUGGUCCUAUGGAAGCCCAGUGACACUGCCAUGCUGGCCAGCUAUGCUGUCUACCGCAUCCUUCGGGAGGCUGGCCUGCCCCCCAACAUCAUCCAGUUUGUGCCAGCUGAUGGGCCCCUAUUUGGGGACACUGUCACCAGCUCAGAGCACCUCUGUGGCAUCAACUUCACAGGCAGUGUGCCCACCUUCAAACACCUGUGGAAGCAGGUGGCCCAGAACCUGGACCGGUUCCACACCUUCCCACGCCUGGCUGGAGAGUGCGGCGGAAAGAACUUCCACUUCGUGCACCGCUCGGCCGACGUGGAGAGCGUGGUGAGCGGGACCCUCCGCUCAGCCUUCGAGUACGGUGGCCAGAAGUGUUCCGCGUGCUCGCGUCUCUACGUGCCGCACUCGCUGUGGCCGCAGAUCAAAGGGCGGCUGCUGGAGGAGCACAGUCGGAUCAAAGUGGGCGACCCUGCAGAGGAUUUUGGGACCUUCUUCUCUGCAGUGAUUGAUGCCAAGUCCUUUGCCCGUAUCAAGAAGUGGCUGGAGCACGCACGCUCCUCACCCAGCCUCACCAUCCUGGCCGGGGGCAAGUGUGAUGACUCCGUGGGCUACUUUGUGGAGCCCUGCAUCGUGGAGAGCAAGGACCCUCAGGAGCCCAUCAUGAAGGAGGAGAUCUUCGGGCCUGUACUGUCUGUGUACGUCUACCCGGAUGACAAGUACAAGGAGACGCUGCAGCUGGUUGACAGCACCACCAGCUAUGGCCUCACGGGGGCAGUGUUCUCCCAGGAUAAGGACGUCGUGCAGGAGGCCACAAAGGUGCUGAGGAAUGCUGCCGGCAACUUCUACAUCAACGACAAGUCCACUGGCUCGAUAGUGGGCCAGCAGCCCUUUGGGGGGGCCCGAGCCUCUGGAACCAAUGACAAGCCAGGGGGCCCACACUACAUCCUGCGCUGGACGUCGCCGCAGGUCAUCAAGGAGACACAUAAGCCCCUGGGGGACUGGAGCUACGCGUACAUGCAGUGAGCCCCUCUCGGGCUCCACCGUCCAGCUGUCUGUCCGUCCAGGUGGCCGACCUCACUGCACAGACCCCACUCCAGCCCCUCCACCCCUUCUUCAUGCACAGCUGCCUUUCUAUAAUCCGGGCUUGACUCCCUUCUUACCACUGUAUUCUGGCCUCUCCCAUGCCUCAGGCUCUGGUUUGAGAUCGUGCUGGGGAGGAACAUGGCCACUACCCCUUAUCCCAUCGGCCAUGUGGGAGGUAUGACCCUGGUGCCUGGCAGGUUCUCCCUCUGCCCUCCACUGGGCCCAGUGGCUCAGGGACCUGGGGAAAGGAGAUGGAGCAGCUCUUGGGAUCCUUUGGGGAAAAGGAGGCCAUUCUGGGCCCCUUGGCAAACCUCACCACUCACAGAGGCUCCUGGCCUUGAUCCCUGCCCCUCCAGGUGUCCAGGGUAAAGUGUAACUCAGACUGACCUGUGGGGCACAGGGGGCACCAGCUGGCCUUGCCCUCUCUGGUCUGGGCUGUCUACCUUCCUCACUGUAUCUUUGCCCAGACCCACCUGGGCCAGUAGGCCCCUGUCCCCAGCCACACACCUUAGAUGCUGGCAUGCCUUACUCCAGGUGCCUGUGUUUGGCCGAGGCCUGUGUGAUUCCCGGUCUGCACCACAUGGCGGGGUUGGGGGGCCGCUGGAGGCCACCUGCCAAGGCGUGGGAUGGGAUGGUCCUGCCGGUUUAGGCCGUGAUUCUGGAAAACCUUGGAUGGGCCUUCGUCCUAUGUCAGCCUUCCCUUUGAUCCUCAGGCCCUACCUGUAGAGACCUCCACUCCUAGAGCCAGUCUCAGGGUCUGGGAUUUCCCUGCAGGAGCUCAGCCACCACUGUGCCAUGGUGACACAGGCCAAGGCAGACAUUGGCCCUCCCUUCUCCCAGCCCCCAGAGGCCUGGCCUUGGGUUCGUCAGCAUGGGCCGAGGACGUUGCCUGUAGAAUCCUCCUCUGCCUGGGAGUGGCUCUGUGUGGACCAGUCCCUCACUGGCCCAUUCUUUUUUUGACGCAGCCAAUCUGUGACCACGAUUCCUCCCACAGAUGCCUCCUGCUUGGAUUCUGAGUGGUCAGAGAUCUGUAAAGCAUGACUUUCAAGGAUGGUUCUUAGGGGACUGUGAAAGUGUUGGGUCUUCCUCCAGGAUGCCUGCAUGGGACCCCACCCGGAGCUGGUGUGGCCAUUCCCCAAGUGCCACUGGCCCAUGGAUGGGGGUGGGUGCUGGUGCCAGCUGGGCUGGGUGUGGGUUCUGUGUCCUUCCAGGAUAUGUGUCAUUUCCCAUGAGGGGCCGGGGCAGGUGGCUGGGUGGGGGCACAGGCUGGAGUAUUCUUAGUUCUACUGGUUCUACACUGUGAGGUGGCAAUGGGAUUUGCUCAGAUGCCACCCAAUAAAAUGCCUGUUACUUAA